AUGGAAGACUCCCAGAUGAACGAGGAUAUUGCGCUGGAGACUCCUGCCUCGGACGUCUUCAUCCCGCCCUCAGUCAACCAAAAGGCCCUCCUCUCAGGGGACUCAUACACACAUUUCUCACAAAUACCACCUGGUCUCCUCCCCUCAACAAGUCAGGAUGGUUCUGUAUCAGAGGGUCUGGCAUGCUGUCUCGGCGUUGAUGAGGCCGGGCGCGGCCCUGUCCUCGGCCCCAUGGUCUACGGCAUCUUCUUCCUGCCGCUGGAGCUCUCGGAUUCAUUACUACGGACCGAGCACCACUUCGACGACUCCAAGGUCCUCACGGCCGCCGUGCGCUCCUCGCUGAUGGAGACGCUCUGUACAACCGAUACCUCGCUGUUCAACUCGUGCGGCUGGGCCGUGUCUGCACUCUCGGCGCGGGAUAUUGGCGCCAACAUGAUGCGCCCGGCCACGUACAACCUCAACGCACAGGCCAUGGAUACCACGAUCGAGCUGAUCAAGGGCGUCUUCGCCAGGGGCGUCAAUGUCCGUGAGAUCUACGUCGACACCAUCGGCAGCCCCAUCGUCUACCAGAAGAAGCUAGAGCGCGUCUUCCCGGCCAUCAAGAUCACCGUCGCCAAGAAGGCCGACAGUCUGUACCCCUGUGUCAGCGCGGCGAGUGUGUGCGCCAAGGUCACGAGAGACGCUGCCCUGGAAGUGCUGUAUGCGGCCCGCGCCGGAGAGGGCGAUGGGGCCACCGAGGAGGACGGCUGGGGCUCAGGCUACCCGUCUGACGCGAGGUGCGUCACCUGGCUGAAGAGGAACAUGCAUCCCGUCUUCGGCUGGGGCCCGGAAUGUCGCUUCAGCUGGGGUACCGCAAAGGAUAUGAUGGACUCGAAAGGGGGUGUCAAGGUGGAAUGGCCCGUGGACGAGGACGCCGACACAAGCAAGUUAACAGAUUUCUUCUCAGCAGGAAAUGACCAAGAGAAGGACGCAGAUGGGCUCGGUUCAUGGUUCGGCACGCCUGUGGGAUUGGAAGCAUUUUAA
Molecule: messenger RNA, 1023 nt
Organism: Phaeoacremonium minimum UCRPA7
Lineage: Eukaryota; Fungi; Ascomycota; Sordariomycetes; Togniniales; Togniniaceae
Product: putative ribonuclease h2 subunit a protein
Exons: 1
Coding region: 1-1023 (340 amino acids)
Biological process (GO): mismatch repair; DNA replication, removal of RNA primer
Cellular component (GO): ribonuclease H2 complex
Molecular function (GO): RNA binding; RNA-DNA hybrid ribonuclease activity
Source: RefSeq, a predicted model, not a curated record